Molecule: messenger RNA, 1700 nt
Organism: Cuscuta europaea
Lineage: Eukaryota; Viridiplantae; Streptophyta; Magnoliopsida; Solanales; Convolvulaceae
Source: the annotation of a GenBank genome assembly
AUUAACGAACUGAACAUUUCCCACACGAUCAAUUAUAUAGAUGAAGUCGCUAGAGAUAGAUGAGCCGCUGACGCCCGCCGGCCGGCUGUUUCUCCAACCGGAGAUGAGCCAAAUUAUACACGCAGUCGCCGGUGUAAAGAAUCCGUUCGACGUAGACGCCUUUAAAUCGGCUUUCGCGAACUCUCUGCUGGUCAAACACCCAAGAUUCAGUAGCCUGAUGGUCAAAGAUUCCAGCGGGCGCGAAAGCUGGCGGAGAACCCAUGUCAACAUCGACGACCACUUCGUCAUCCUCCGGGAGCCUCUCACCGGCGACCGGUCCGUGUCGGAUGAGGACGCGGUCAACGAUUACCUCGCUGACCUCUCCGUCUCCACGCCGCUGCCCUCCGACAAGCCGCUGUGGGAAUUCCAUCUCCUUCUCGCCCAUAAAUGCGCCGUUUUCAGAAUCCACCACGCCCUUGGCGACGGGACUUCAAUCAUGUCCUUAUUCCUCUCUUGCUGCCGGAAAACCAAAAGUUCCAGCGAGCCGUCGUCAUUGAGUGGCGUCGGAGAGGGACGGCGGCGGAGGUGGGGCCUCAAGGAGGUGGCGAUGGUGGUGUGGUACACGGUGGUGUACGUGUUGGAGUUUAUACUGAGGAGUCUGUGGCUGAAGGAUAAGAAGACGGCUCUGAGCGGCGGCGCUGGGGUGGAGCUCUGGCCGCGGAAAUUGGCCACCGCUAAGCUUACUAUUAACGACAUGAAAACAGUUAAGAAAGCGGUUGCUGACGCGACCAUCAAUGAUGUACUUUUCGGAGUAAUUGCAUGUGGGCUAUCAAGGUACCUUGCCAUCCGAUCCUCCAAAGAAUUGAAGGAUGGCCUCCAGAUCACUGGUCUUGCGAUGGUAAACUUACGACCACAACCAGGACUUCAGGAUAUGACGAAGUUGAUGAGUAGCGGUAAAUCGGGUACCCAAUGGGGUAACAAAAUUGGGUAUAUGCUUUUACCAGUGUAUUACUUUCACAAGGCUUCUAAUGAUCCUCUCCAAUUUGUCAAGAGAGCCAAAUCUAUGAUUGACAAGAAAAAGCUAUCCUUAGAAGCCCUUUGCUCUUACAAAAUUGGUGAUUUCGUCAUGUCCUUCCUCGGUGUUAAGCUAGCGAGCAUGCUCAACUAUCGGAUCAUAUGUAACACAACGUUCCUAAUUUCAAAUGUGAUGGGCCCACAAGAGGAGAUCUCCAUUGCAGGCAACCCUGUCACCUACAUAAGAACAGUCACAUCAAGCUUGCCUCAUGCGAUCGCAAUAUAUAUGGUGAGCUACGACGGGAGAGCAGACCUGCAAAUUUUGGUUGCCAAAGAUAUCAUCCCUGACCCCAAGGUUCUAGCCAGAUGUUUUGAAGAUGCUUUAAAAGCAAUGAAAAAACAAGUUGAGAUGAACAACUCACACCUCAUCCAUGGGAACAAAUAAUAUCGUAGAUGUUUGACAACAUUAAAGUUAUUGUGUGCCUUAAAAUAAAUUCAAUACUUGCACUAAUACGGCAGUAUAGCAUAGUAAGGAUCGUAUCCACAUAGAAAGUAAUAUCCUCCUUUUAAGAGUAUUUAAAAUAAUAGAUCAGAAAUAGAAACUUGGUUUUGCUUGAUUUCACUUAGUGAAAUGCUCGUCGAUCCCGGUUAUAUCUUUAACUAUAAUCCUAUCGAAUAUAAUACUCAAUCAUGGGUUAUUUCCAAUU